Messenger RNA from Stylophora pistillata, 2736 nucleotides. RefSeq names its product fibroblast growth factor 18. Gene Ontology annotation, molecular function: growth factor activity. The record is from RefSeq and is a predicted model, not a curated record. Lineage: Eukaryota; Metazoa; Cnidaria; Anthozoa; Scleractinia; Pocilloporidae.
GGUGAUUUUCUACGAUGGAGACGACACUUUCAUCCCUGUGUGUUAGCGGUCUUAUUUUAAUCCUGUAAGUCGUGACAAUUUGGAAACGUCCAGUUCAGACAACAUGCCACACGUGUUGCUAAAUGCUAAUUUCUCUAGACUGAUAAAAUCUCCGUAUCUCUUCAGCGUGCCGUUUGGUUUUAGCACCAGUCCCAUUAAGAGGGGAAGACUAUCGUACCCCUCGAGUUCCUCGAUUUGUCCAACAGACCACUCCGUACCGAUUGCCGAUAGAAUAGCAUGUCAUGUUGCAAAACAAAACGUUACUGACCACUACAGUACUCCCGUUGAGAGAAUUGUUCAACUCUAUUCAAGAGCCUCGACUGGUCAUGUUCAAAUAAUGAAAACGGGACUAGAUGCACUUGGUCAGGACGGCUCAGCUUACGCGAGACUGGUGCUGGAGUCCGACAACUUUGGACGGAUAAAGAUCAAAAGGGAGAAAACAAACCGCUAUAUCUGCCUAAGUAAAAAAGGAGACCUCGUUAUCAGGGUUAAGAAGCAAAAGUUUGCUGCAAUGAGAAGAUGCAUUUUUAAAGAGGAGAUGACAGGUGAUGGUUACUUUCAGUACAGAUCAGUCAGGUAUCCACAAUGGUACAUCGGUUUCUCCAAAGGAGGGCGCCCAAGGCACGGAAGUAAGAGUGCCAAGCGAGCAAUUUACCGCCAUUUUACAAUAAGAAACACACCAGACAGAAGACGACACACCAGGAGAGAGGCUAGAAUUAAAAGAAUCAUUAAGUGGCUUAGAAAGAGGUUAAGGAAGGCUUAGAUCCUCAACUCGCGAAGCCUGAUAGGGAAAUCUUUCUUUUGGCUGCUAUACACUCUCUUGUGAAAUAGUCAAGAGAAUUUGGUGUCGUGUGACGCGAACACCCUCCGAUGGACAAGUUUGUCUAUUUUCAUCGUCUGUUUGUUGGAUAAUGUAUUGAUACUUAAGGAGAAAUUAUAUGUUAACUACUAAGAUGUUACUAUUAUAUGUUAACUACUUCUACGGCUUUGAGGGUACCAGUGAUGCUCAACCUGGGGCCAUAAAAUGUAUGCACAUGCUGAAGACACAACCAAAACUGAUGGACAACAACUCCGUUUAAAACGGUGGUCCAAGUUGAGUGGAUCAACUUGGCAUGUAGUCGAGUUCGGCUUUGUAAAGGGUAGUACUUUUAACAGGUUGGUAGCGUGACUCAUGGUUUAAGAUAAAUUAUGAGACUCUUUAAAUACGGGUCUUAAGCUCUACUUAAAAUACUUAGGUAGUUAGUGUGGCAAUAAUCAUCACGAAAACGACUUACACCAGUUUUAGUUUAAGUUUCUUAUAAUCCCAAAAGAAGAAUAAGGAAUAUUAGGAAUAAUUCCCUUAGGUAUACUUUUUGCUUUAUCUUUAAUAUUUUUUUUAUUUUUAAAACUCAUUAUUACAAGGAUCACGGAGUGGAAGUUCUAGACCAAUGUUGACCCUGAAACAUGCCCGUUUGGUUGAUUGUAAUGACCUUUUCAUACCUUAGGAGUAAUUUAUGAUAUUAGGAUCACCCAGGAAAGUUCUAGACCGAUGUUCAAACAGAAACAUGGAAGUUCACUCUCGCUAAAAGGUAUCAAAAUGCUUUUGAAGAAUCCUGUGAUCUUACUUUUUACCCAAAUUUGUGAUAAAAGGGGAACAUAUUGAAACUUUUCAAAAAUAUUUAAUCUCUGUCGCGGUAUUUAUGUUUUCUUUCUGUAAGUGAAACAGCAAUUUAAGUCAAGUUUAAAGAUGCAUUAAUUUAAUGAAUUAAUGCUCCUUCGAAGCUGUAAUAAAAGAUCAACGAUUUAAGAUACAGAAAAGCUAACUAAAAUUCACAGGAAAAUGGCGGAAAUGUAUCGAUGGAGUUAAAUCAUACAAACAAAGCGCCCCGUUGGAUGUUGCUAGUCCCAUUUAUUUUAGCGAGCCGGUUAGUCUUUAAGCAAUAUGCAAUUAUGUCAGAAAACUCGCAAUUUCGGUAUUGUCGACGGUAUGAGAAAGGAAACGGAAGCUCUUCUCUGUAAUUUGUCCUCUGAGUCUACAAAGAGUACCCAAUAGAAUAUACUCAGCAAAAUGGACCACAAUUGCAAAAUGGACCACAAUAAACUGAGUGCCCUUACGCCAGAACGUGCGCGUGAACUUAAUCAAAAACAGCGUUUCAGUCCUUGCUUCCCCGUUGGGGCCAUUCCUAAUUUAACAUGCCGACGUAGUCCAAGGCUAAGCUGGUUUUUGAUUAGAGAAAACUUAUGAAGUCCUCCAGAUUACAUGUGCUUCUAUUGUAUUAUGAUGUUUGACACUUUUUUGGGCUUCAUCCAAAUCUCGUGAGUCACUUUUCAUGUAAGCUGUGUCACGUGACGUCUCGACAUGAUAAUGGUACUGGGCGUGCCCAUUGCAGCCGAGCUUAGCGCACCGACUGCUCGUUUCUCUUCAAGUCUUUUAGUUGAUGGGAUAAGCUCCAUCGUCUAAAGAGGCUACCCUUGGUUACAGUGCGCGCAUUUCUUUUCUUUGGCAGCCGUGGUGGAGAGGAGAAACCGUAACACAAUACCAUGUAGUUCCUGUCUCUACUGCAUUUCGAGAAUACGUAGCUGUAAGAUUAUCGUGUAAAUAUAAAAUCAUUAUUGUAAACAUGACACUUCAAUAUCUUAGCAAUUCGGUGAACUUAAGUGUCUGAGUGCUGUGAAGACUGAACGUGAUUGAACCAAUACUGAUAGGCUCUCAGCACA